Lathyrus oleraceus (garden pea) is the source of this 1048-nucleotide messenger RNA. RefSeq names its product LOB domain-containing protein 19. NCBI's taxonomy places the organism in Eukaryota, Viridiplantae, Streptophyta, Magnoliopsida, Fabales, Fabaceae. Gene Ontology annotation, biological process: hormone-mediated signaling pathway; positive regulation of DNA-templated transcription. The transcript has 2 exons. Gene Ontology annotation, cellular component: nucleus. The coding region runs from base 285 to 953 and encodes 222 amino acids. The record is from RefSeq and is a predicted model, not a curated record.
GAAAAAAAAUUGUGAGAAUGAAAUUUCAAAAGAAUUUAUCCUCUGAUUUUAGUAGUGAACACUAAAAGAGAGUUUGUUGUCUAGAGGGGUCCAUCUCAAGUGAUUGACUCACCACCAAAAGCAUUCACUCAUUAAUAUUGAUUUCCAUAAUACCAAAAUGAAGUUAACAACAAAAGCUACACUUACACACAAACCCAACAACAUCUUAUAUACAUAUAUUUGUUCAUGACUCAUAAGAGUUUGGUUCAACCCUAAACAAGAAAAAGAGAGAGAGAGAAACAAAGAUGGAUUAUUAUGGAGGAAAGAUUGGUGGAAGUGAUCAAAGAGGUGGUAGUGGUGGUGGGCCAUGUGGUGCUUGCAAGUUUUUGAGAAGAAAGUGUGUAAAAGGUUGCAUAUUUGCACCCUAUUUUGAUUCAGACCAAGGAACGGUUCAUUUUGCAGCUGUUCAUAAGGUGUUUGGUGCUAGCAAUGCCUCUAAGUUACUCAUGCGUAUUCCAGUUCAUAAACGUCUUGAUGCUGUUGUUACUCUUUGUUAUGAAGCUCUUGCUAGGGCUAGAGAUCCUGUUUAUGGUUGUGUUGCUCAUAUCUUUGCACUUCAACAACAGGUCAUGAGCUUGCAAGCAGAGUUAACCUAUGUUCAGGCAACCCUUGCGACAAUGCAGUGCGUUCCGAUCUCGCCAUCUCCAUCUCUUCGAAACCCUCAAAACUCUUCGCCGACUCCACAUUCUUCCUCGGAUCACUUAGGAACGAAUGCAGACAUGUUGAGUGCCUCUAAUUACAUGUCCAUGCACAUUGAUCCUCAUCAACCACUUUCAGCAUCAUUGGACUUGAGUAGCUUCUUCAAUCAAUCAGAUCAACAACAACUUGAGGAUGAUGAACUCCAAGCUUUGGCUAGAGAAUUUGUCUCUAGGUACUUGCCUGGAGUGAGAUUUCAGCCUUCUAAUUCUAACUAAGGUUUCUUUCUAUCAUGUCAUUUUUGUUGCAAUUCCAUGCUAAUGUUUUUUUUUUUUUGGAAUUUUAUGUCUAAUGAAAUUUUAACUUCACUUCA